GAAGUGUUUGGUUCGCAGCUCGCUCGCUCGUCCGUUCGUUUGUUUGUUCGUUUCGCUUCCCCGUUCGCGUUGUGGGCACCAAAAAUAAAACACAUUGAAAAUAGCCAAAAUGUAUUAAUAUCAAACACUUAUUUAAUGCCAACAUUUGUUUGUUUGCAACGUUUUUAAGUUACGCUCUCGGUAAGGCGUGUGUGUGUUAAAUUUGUUCGUCCGUUAAAUUUGAAAUUGCACAAGUGUUAGAAAACGUAUCAUGGGUCUAUCGGAUAUACCAGCCAACUACAUGCAACAACAGCCCAGCCAAAUGCUGCAGCAUCAUCUACAGCAGCAGCAACAUCAUCACAAUGCUGCCGCCGCGGCAGCUGCAGCAGCGGCUCAUGUUCUGGCCAUGGAGAAUAAUGAGCUGAUGAUGAGUCCCAAGGACAAAAUGUCCAGCAAAAAGAAAAUGCAUUUGCUGAAAAAGAUCAAGAAACGCUUUGGACUCGUUCGCCGCUCGCCCUCCUCCUGCCCGGGUCCCAACAAUCUGCCGCCUCUGCAAUUCCAUCAGGUGCAUGGCGACAACAUCCGGAUCUCGAGGGAUGGCACGCUGGCACGUCGCUUCGAGAGCUUCUGUCGGGCCAUCACAUUCUCAGCUCGUCCGGUGCGGAUCAAUGAGCGCAUCUGCGUGAAGUUCGCGGAGAUCUCGAACAAUUGGAAUGGCGGCAUACGCUUCGGUUUCACCAGCAACGAUCCCGCAACGCUGGAGGGUGCACUGCCCAAAUAUGCCUGCCCCGAUCUGACGAAUCGUCCCGGCUUCUGGGCCAAGGCGCUGCACGAACAGUACUGCGAGAAGGACAACAUUUUGUACUACUUUGUGAACAGUGCUGGCGAUGUCAUCUAUGGCAUCAACAACGAGGAGAAGGGCGUCAUUCUCUCAGGCAUCGAUACGCGUGCUCUGCUCUGGACUGUGAUCGACAUCUAUGGCAAUUGCACCGGCAUCGAGUUUCUCGACUCACGCAUUUACAUGUACCAACAGCAGCAGCAACAGUUGCCCGCUCCUCAGCAGCAGCAGUUGGCAUUGCAGCAGAUGCCAUUGCAACAGUUGCCUCCCCAGCAGCAGCAACAACAGCAGCAGCAUCUGCCACAGCAACCACUGUCGGCUCAUCAUCCGCUGCAGCAAUCGCGUCGCUCGCUGCCCGGUGGUGUUGUUGUCGACCACGAGCUGGAGCGUCAUGUGAUGCCAUCACUGCAGUCGCUGCACUUGGCGGGCACAGCAGCCGGAGCAGGCGCAGCGGGAAUUGCCGAGCAUGAUCUGGCUAACGGUUUACCGCCUUUGCGCUACAAUGCCAAUGGCCGCCUCAUCCCCGUGCCCUUCCACAUUACCAAGGGACGCAAUGUGCGUCUGUCGCACGAUCGCUUUGUGGCCUCGCGCACCGAGUCGGACUUCUGCCAGGGUUACGUGUUCACGGCGCGUCCCAUUCGCAUUGGCGAGAAGCUGAUUGUCCAGGUGCUGAAGACGGAACAGAUGUAUGUGGGCGCCUUGGCGCUGGGUUUGACGUCAUGCAAUCCGGCUGUGCUGCAGCCGAAUGAUUUGCCCAACGAUUCGGACUUUCUGCUCGAUCGCCCGGAGUAUUGGGUGGUCAGCAAGGAUAUUGCUGCGGCGCCGCAGCGUGGCGACGAGAUUGCCUUCUUUGUGGCCCCCAACGGUGAGGUGAGCAUCAGCAAGAACAAUGGACCCGCUGUCGUUGUGAUGCAUGUGGAUCAAUCGCUGCAAUUAUGGGCAUUCCUCGAUGUCUAUGGCUCGACGCAAUCGCUGCGCAUGUUCCGCCAGCAAUUGCCCAACAUGGUCGCCUAUCCCUCGCAGCCGCAGAUUAACGCUGGCGCCGCAGCAGCUGGCGUUGGAGUUGCUUCAGCAGCUGGUCCGUCCGCAAGUGGUUCACGUAUGCUGCCCAUGGCCGAGUCGCUGAACAGCUUGAAUGCCGCCCAGCUGGGCAAAAUGCAGCUGAAUGUGACGCAAUCGAAUGGCACCUUGGCCUCGGCAGCUGGCAACGGCAGCCGCAUGAUCAGCAUGCCCUCCAAUGGCGACAUCCUGCAGAUACAGCCUAAUGGCGGCGGCACCGUUCUCGUCGUCAAUCUGCCGCCAGCGAGCAGCUCGCAUGAUCUCAAUGGCCAGCUGAAUGGCAGGCAGACAAACUCGACGGCCGCAGCGACGGUGACGAGCAGUGGAAUCCUGGCAGGAGCCUGUUCCAGCGGCACCUUGAUCAGCACCACCAGCAGUCAGCAAUACAUUGAGCCCAUUGCACAGAGCACGAGCACGUUGAACGGCAGCAAGUGGAAGGACAGCUUGAGCGAUCAGCAGAGCACUGACUCGAGUGCCGAGUGCACCAUUUGCUACGAGAAUCCCAUUGAUUCGGUGCUCUACAUGUGCGGACACAUGUGCAUGUGCUACGACUGUGCCAUCGAGCAGUGGCGUGGUGUUGGCGGUGGUCAGUGUCCGCUUUGCCGAGCCGUUAUCCGCGAUGUCAUUCGCACCUACACCACAUAAAUGUGGCAAACCUAAAACCGGGAACAAAUCAAAACUCCCACUAACUCGUACUCCCAACUUCGCAAUCGAAUUAAGCAAUGGAAUUAACACAGGAGGAGAGAAGAGAAGCGCGCAAAGAAAAACAUCACAAGAGUACUCGUAGUAUUAGCAACUAUGUGUAGUUGAACCUGAAGACAAUUAACUGAUAGUUGAUAUCAAUAUUUUUGCAAAGAAAGAAUGAAAGACACACACACAAGAAUACACACACAGACACACACUAUGACUUGAUUUUAAGCAUUUAGCUCAUAGUAAUACUAUAUAGUAUAUAGAUAUAUAUUUAAUUUUUUUGUGAUUUUAUUGCUAAGUGCUGCGGCGACAAAGCCAAAACAAAAACAAAAGGAAAUUAUCAACAAAUUUUAUUCAAAAAUAUUUGACAUUUUUUUGAUCAAUGCAGUUAAUCGAACUUUAUGUAGUUAGAAACCAAAGUAUUUGUUUAGCUUGUAAUUUGCAUUUACAUUUUUUCAUUUUUCAAGAAAGUUGUUGCAAUUUUGCUUAGUUUUUCGUUAAAAUUAUGUCCAAAAAGAUUUCAAAUGAACUCAAUCAACCAUUAUCAUUAUUAUUAUUAUUAUUGUGAAGAUUUUUUAUUAUAUUCUUGAUUUUUUUGGCGUAUUUAAAUCAUUUUGGUGCUAAAUGUUUUAUCCAAAAUACACUAAUUGAAAUUGUUACAAAGAUAUAUGGAAAAAUUUUGUUUAAGCUUGCAGCAACUAUGUGACUUGCACUAUGAAUAAAAUAUGUGAAUGCUUGAAUGAUCAAUUAUAACUGUAAGCAUUGGAAUAGAGUUAUUUAUUAGCAUGUAGAUAAAACCAAAACUCUGCCGAUUCAACUAUUCACACCAAACAAAACAAAUAACUAAUUAAUGUAUAAGCACAAACAAACAACAAAUGGAAAUUGUUCAGCUAUUUACUUUUGCACCAAAACCAGAUAAACAUGUAUUUAAAUAUAAGUAUCAUUUGUAACUAUUUAAGUUAAUUUCUAGUCAACGAACUACACUGAAGUUUAUAGAAAAUUUCACUCAAAGCCUAAACUAAACUAAAACCCUAAACAACAACAAAAAAAAAAACAAACGAAAAAAAACAAAACUAUAAUAUAAUUAACGCACGCUAUGCAAUUUUAAAGAAAA
Drosophila sulfurigaster albostrigata is the source of this 3680-nucleotide messenger RNA. RefSeq names its product protein neuralized (gene neur). Lineage: Eukaryota; Metazoa; Arthropoda; Insecta; Diptera; Drosophilidae. The transcript has 3 exons. The coding region runs from base 251 to 2521 and encodes 756 amino acids. The record is from RefSeq and is a predicted model, not a curated record. Gene Ontology annotation, molecular function: ubiquitin protein ligase activity.